This is a messenger RNA of Osmerus eperlanus (European smelt), 1673 nucleotides long. RefSeq names its product carbohydrate sulfotransferase 1-like. The transcript is spliced from 2 exons. The coding region runs from base 339 to 1622 and encodes 427 amino acids. Gene Ontology annotation, molecular function: N-acetylglucosamine 6-O-sulfotransferase activity; keratan sulfotransferase activity. Gene Ontology annotation, cellular component: Golgi membrane; trans-Golgi network. Gene Ontology annotation, biological process: keratan sulfate proteoglycan metabolic process; carbohydrate metabolic process; N-acetylglucosamine metabolic process. The record is from RefSeq and is a predicted model, not a curated record. NCBI's taxonomy places the organism in Eukaryota, Metazoa, Chordata, Actinopteri, Osmeriformes, Osmeridae.
CAUUCGAGGAAAAAAAACAUUAAGCGAAGCCUCUGACGCAAAUUUUCAGCGUCUUUAAAUUACAUUUAUCGGUCAUUUUUUCCCCUUCUGUUCGUUUGAAUAUAUAUAUUUUGUUUACAAAUAUAAUUAGCGCGUAUUGUUUCUUUAACCGGACAACUCGUGGAUCUGAGGAUUAGAAUAGCAGAAUCUGGGACAAAGCCUGAGAGAGAAAGGUGGAUUUCGGAUCUGAUGUUUGUGAGUCACGGCUUAGAAGCUCUCCUUCGUGAAUCAUGGAAAUGCUACGUUAGUCAGUAAGGCAGGAUCUGUCCAGACCAGUCUCUAAAUGAAGAGCACCAGACAUGCAGUGUUCCUGGAAGGCAGUGAUCGUUCUGGCCUUGGCCUCCAUCGCCAUCCAAUACACCGCCAUCCGCACCCUCACUUCCAGGCCCUUCCAGCUGUGCCCAGCGCCCAGCUCCCAGAGCUGUGGGCCGGAGGGGGGCAUGGACAUGGAGCCCUCCUUCGAACGAGGAGCUGGGAGUCUCUGCGAGGACCCCCCCUUCCCCCACAGCGCUUCCCGGAGGACGCACAUUCUGGUCCUGGCCACCACGCGUAGUGGCUCCUCCUUCGUGGGCCAGCUGCUCAACCAGCAUCAGGAUGUGUUCUACCUGUUCGAGCCGCUCUACCACGUCCAGACGGCGCUCGUCCCGCGCCUCUCCCACGGCCGCUACGCCGCAGAGCGACGCGUGAUGCUGGGCGCCAGCCGCGAUCUCCUGCAGAGCCUGUACGGCUGUGACCUGGCUUUCCUGGAGAGCUACAUCCAGCCCGCGCCGGUCAACCACACCACGGACCGUCUGUUCCGGCGCGGUGCGAGCCGAGCGCUGUGCUCGCCGCCCGUCUGCCACGCCUUCCAGCCGAGCAACGCCAACGUGGAGGAGGGCGACUGCGUGAAGAGAUGCUCUGCCCUCAACAUCAGCCUCGCGGCCGAGGCCUGCCGGGAGCGACACCAUGUGGCCAUCAAGAUCGUCCGUGUGCCGGAGGUGGGAGACCUGCGCGGCCUGGUAGAGGACCCUCGGCUCAACGUGAAGGUGGUGCAGCUGGUGAGAGACCCCCGGGGGAUCCUCUCGUCCCGGAUGGAGACCUUCAGGGACAGCUACCGUCUGUGGAGGGUGUGGAGGGCCACAGGGAGGAAGCCCUACAGCCUGGACGCCAGUCAGCUGACGGUCGUCUGCCAGGACUUCUACAGCUCCGUAUCCACGGGACUCAGCCCUCCUGCCUGGCUCAGAGGGAGGUACAUGCUGCUGCGCUAUGAAGACCUGGCCAGGAGCCCGGUGGUAAAAACCAGGGAGAUGUACGAGUUCCUCGGGCUGUCCAUGGACGAGAGCGUGGAGGGCUGGAUCAGAGCCAACACCAGAGGCAGCAAGGAGAUGGCGGCGGCCAAACACAAGUAUGGCACUGUGAGAGACUCAGCGGCCAACGCAGAGAGCUGGAGACUGAAGCUGUCCUACGACAUGGUGGAGCACACCCAGGCAGUGUGCCAGAGGACCCUGCAGCUGCUAGGAUACAGGGCUGUUAGGACAGCAGGGGAGCUCAGGAACUUGUCUGUUUCACUGGUGCAGGACAAACGUGUUGUACCUUUUUUGUAACAAAAGAGAGUUCUGGAUUGCUAUUUUUAUAUAUUUAUAAAUGUUGCCUUA